CUGAAGACCUUGAUUAGCUUGUUCAGGUGUGUUUGAUAAGGGUUGGAGCUGAAAUCUGAAGGACUGUGGCUCUCUAGGACCGAACUUGCCUACCCCUGAGUUGAGGUGGAUUAGGAUCACUUUCAGCUACAGAUUCAUCCAGCCACAUGCCUCAAGACAUCUCAGGGGCUCUUUGUCUUCAGGUCAUCAGAUUCCAGUACCCAAUACGUCCUUCUCCACUGAGUUUGACUGAGAGGUGCAGCUGUGAACUGUGUAACCCCUAACACAGAGACCCACUGCUGCGAGCAAGUGAUGGUAAGGGGCUGUGGAAGGAGGAGAAUAGCGAGAGUGAGUGAGUAAGUGAGUGAGAGUAACAGGAGGAGGAGGUUUAAUGAGAAGAGAAUGUUCUCUGCUUGGGCUAUUGUAGUGGGUGCCUGGUGCAUUUUUGUGGCUUCCACCGAAGAAGAGAGAACCAGAAAGAUUAGGUGAUGGAGGGAGGUUGAAUGAUUGUGUGUCAAGAGAGGGGACGUUAAGGUAGACUGCUACUUCAAGAGCUCUGGCACUCUGUCCAAAAGCCCUUGAGUCCAGAAAUCAUCUCCAAAGGCAUUUCUUACAAGAACAGCUUCGACAAAAAAGGGGGGGCUGAAACCAAUUCCGAGAGUAAAUAAACACAGAGAGUGUUUGCAGCAUGUUUCCUGUAUGGAGCCAUCUACAGCACGGACUGGAUCAGAAAUAGGAAACAAUCUGUCCUGUUAAUGCAAGAAUAGAGUUUUUUUUCCCUGUGUCAUAAAAAGAGCUUUCCCUGGAGCAUCGUAACAGCCACGGAAGACAGAAAAGAAAGAAGACACCGAAAAAAGGAAAAGGCACUAGCUGAACCUAAAGGAGGGAAAGAAAUAAUCCUACCACAACUUCAGCAGACCUACAACAGACUCAGGAGCUUGCUUUGUAGCCUGUUUGCAGGACUGUGCUCUGUACUUUUUUUGUGUCCAGGGAUGGGCUGGCUGCUGAGUCUGGUCUAUCUGGCUGUGGUGGUGUCUGUAGCAGUUGGCACAGAGAGGAGGAAGCACCAGGUGCAGCAUGGCCCCUGUAGCUACACAUUCAUCCUGCCAGAGGUGGAGCAGUGUACAUCACCUGGAAACUUCCGGGUGAGCAAGUCCCUGCAGAGAGACUCACCCUCACCCCCUGAUGCAGCCCAGACUGAGAAAAAGCUCGAAAGCCUGGAAAGUGCCACUGAGAACAACACACAGUGGCUGCAGAAGCUGGAGAGUUACAUCCAGGAGAAAAUGCGUUCAGAGAUCGUGGUGGAGAUGCAGAGGAAUGCCAUUAACACCCAGACAGCCACCAUGCUGGAGAUAGGAACCAAUCUCCUCAGCCAGUCAGCAGAACACACACGGAAACUUACAAAUGUGGAGACUCAGGUGCUGAACCAAACAAGUCGACUAGAGAUCCAGUUGUUGGAGUACUCUCUCUCUACCAAGAGACUGGAGAAGCAACUCCUGCAGCAGACCCAAGAGGUGUCUCGUCUAAAUGACAAAAACAGCUACCUGGAACAGCGCUUCACAGCCUUGGAGGCCAGACACAGCCAGGAGCUGCAGGCUAUCCAGCAGGACAAGCAACAGCUGCAGGAGCUUCUGGAGCGGCAGAGUCGCAUGGUCACUGUGCUUGAGAGACAGCUGGCCACCUCCACACGCAACAGCACGCUGCUCCAGCACCAGCAAGCUACUCUCUCAGAGACACUGCAGCAGCUACUGGCCAUGAUCUCCCAGUGCAACGAUAUUACUAGCCUGUCUAAGGUGAAGACAGUGAUUUUCAGAGAUUGUGCUGAUGUAUACAAGUGUGGAAUUACAGAGAAUGGAAUAUACAACAUUCAUCUCGCCAACAGUACGCAGACAGUUAAGGUUUUCUGUGACAUGAAGACUAGAGGAGGAGGUUGGACUGUUCUUCAGCAUCGUUUUAACGGUUCAGUGGACUUCCAUCGGAACUGGAAAGAUUAUAAAACGGGAUUUGGAGACCCCUCAGGAGAACACUGGUUAGGAAAUGAUGUCAUCCACCUGCUCACCAUAUCCCGAGACUACACUCUGCAGGUCCAGCUCAAAGAUGUAGACGGAAACCAGGCCUACUCUCAGUAUGACCAUUUCUACAUCGAUGGAGAGGAAAAGAAAUAUAGGUACUAUAAUAUUUAUCUGGGCUUACAAUUUUAAAAGAGAGCUAUGAUGUACUAAAGCUGGUCAAAUUUACAUUCCAAACUCAUUCUGUUUGUAUUGGAUUAAUGUUUUGUUUUAAAGUUCGGGCUGUACUUGCAUGCAAAUUUAACAUGUUCAACAAUUUCAUAAUUUUUCCUGAGACUACAGGUUACAUUCAUGACUCCUUAUGUUAUGUGUAAACUGGGAAAAAUGGGCAUGGAGUGGGAAUACUUUAUGGAUGAGAUACCAGUUCAUUACAACACACAGUCAUACCUAGGGGCAAAUUAGCAUCAACAAUCCACUUACCUGCAUGAUUCUGGGAGGUGGGUAGAAAUCAGAUAACAUGGAGGCACAGCCAAUGCAGGCACAGGGAGAACAUAAGAAGCUCUACACAGACAGUAAAUGUAGGAUCAGACUUAGGUCUCUGGAGCCGUGAGACUGCAUUGCUGCCCAGCAAUGCCGUCCUAAACAAACAUAGCCUGUACCAUCAAUCAAGUGUGCAUCAGACAAAACGAUUAGCAAAGUGCAGAGAAAUCUGCCACAGUUUGCUUUUCACUGCUUUCUCUAUCAACAGGUACUUUCAGACUACUGAUUCAAGGGCAGACCUGGGAAGAACUCAGGCAAAUUGCUUUCAUGCACUCUGACUGCCAAGUCAAACAAAUCUCACCUUUCUGUUACAGAUGAAUCAGAUAUUGCCUAGGGAAAUUAUUAUAUCAUAUGAAGAGGAAACAUACAUUUUAAAAAAAAGAAAUGAAAUGAAAUAAGUUCCUAGUUUGGAGAAUGAGGCUUGGAAAGUGGUAAGACUUUAUUAAAUCUGCUCUUGUUGGAAAUCAUUGUGUGUAGUUCACACUGCCUACAACCUGGGAGGGAGAUAUGGGGUCUAUUGCCAAAUUCCAUCAUUUGGUUUCCUUUUCGCCUUCUCACAUAUGUGUAAGUUUUAUUUGCAUGCUGUGAAUGCUGGCAUUGUCUGUAAUAUGUUAUGUUCAUAUGGAAACAGCCAGACAUGUGACCUAUUGAGUGAGGGUGUCUAUGUGCCAAAAUGCUUUCCUGUAGACUCAUGCUGUGUGGUCCAUUUUCUGGCACUUUCCAUACUAAAUGUGUGCAGUCACACCUUGUGAGUUGUUGCAAACAAAAGAAUAUGGAUAAUGGAAGUCAUUUCCAACACAGCAGUAUUGAUUGCAUCCUAAUUUAAUAUUAUUAUACCAUUGCUUUCUCAACAUCUCAAUCUAGAUUUAAUCCCCCUUUGCAGUUAUAACAGCCUCCACUCUUACCAUGAGACUUUGAUUACUUGGACUCUCUUAUUCCAGCAUCCAUGCUGAAGGUUUCAGUGGUACAGCAGGUCGGACCAGCAGCCUAACCCACUCAGGCACCAUGUUUAGCACAAAGGAUCAGGAUAAUGACCGCUGCAGCUGCAAGUGUGCACAGAUGGCCUC
Molecule: messenger RNA, 3595 nt
Organism: Hemibagrus wyckioides
Lineage: Eukaryota; Metazoa; Chordata; Actinopteri; Siluriformes; Bagridae
Gene: angpt2b
Product: angiopoietin 2b
Exons: 9
Coding region: 972-2180 (402 amino acids)
Biological process (GO): Tie signaling pathway
Molecular function (GO): receptor tyrosine kinase binding
Source: RefSeq, a predicted model, not a curated record